AUGGUAGAACACGCUAGUUUAAUUUCCGAAUUUAGGAGUAUAGUUAAUUGUAAUGAACAAUUAGCUCAAUUCUAUUUAGAAGCUAAUAAUUGGGAUUUAGCUGGUGCUUUAACCGCUUAUUAUGAAAACCCUCCGCCUAGUAGUAGUAGUGAUAUAGACCAAGCAACAAAUACUGCUUUUGGAUCAAAUCAACAAGAGUCUCAAACUUCUUCUACACAAAAUAAUCCUUCAAGCUCCUCAAGAAAUAGAGGUAGUCGUGCUCAUACAGAAGAACCUGAAGUUGCUGCGUCAUCUUCUACUUCUUCUCAAGUUUUCACCGGAACAGAUGGUCCUUUAAUGGCUUAUGAUGAUCCAGAAAAUCAAGAAUUUUUGAAAGCUAUUAGAAGCGGUCAAAAUCAACCAGUCGAUGUACGAGUUUCACGUAGAUUAGAUGAAGAUUACAAACCACCACCAAAGAAACCUACCAGACCAUUUUCUGGAUCUGGACAAAGACUUGGCAGUAUAACACCAGUUGUUGUUUCCAGUCAAAAAUUUGAAGUUGACGAGUCACUGCCAAUCACAUCACUCCAAAUACGUUUAGCGGAUGGAACAAGAAUGCUUGCUAGGUUUAAUCACACACAUACUGUUAAUGAUAUUCGAAAUUUUAUUAAUGCCUCACGAGUUGGAGAAGCACAACGAAAUUAUUUAUUACAAACAUCAUUUCCAGUAAAUGAUUUAAAUGACGGAUCACAAACUUUAGAAGAAGCAUCUCUUCUUAACUCUGUGGUUAUUCAGCGAUACACUUAG
Molecule: messenger RNA, 786 nt
Organism: Entrophospora sp. SA101
Lineage: Eukaryota; Fungi; Glomeromycota; Glomeromycetes; Entrophosporales; Entrophosporaceae
Source: the annotation of a GenBank genome assembly